AUGAUUGGGAACAUAACACUAUUGCAUGUCCACCAACGAUUGAAAGAAAUUUUUGGUAUGUCAUCAACUGACAUAUUUGCAGGCAUUAGUAUCAUAGCUGUGGGUGAUCUAUACCAGCUUCCUCCAAUUAAAAAGAAUGCAAUUUUUGAUGAUUACAAAAACGAAACUCACAAUCUUUAUCAUCCAUGGGGUGUCUUCAAAAUGGUUGAACUUACAGAAAUCAUGAGAAAAAAAAAUGAUAAGGCAUUUACUGAACUUCUUAAUAGAAUUAGAACAGCUUCGCAUACAGAGGAUGAUAUUAAAGUUAUUCAGUCAAGAUGUACAACAACAUCUGAUCCUAACUAUCCAUCCGAUGCCCUUCACAUUUGGGCUGAAAAUACUCCUGUGAAUGAACAUAACCAAAAGAAACUAGAAACAAUUCAAUCACCGCUAUUUCUUCUGAAAGCAAAAGAUCAGUAUCCGAAAAAUGUCAAUAAACAAGAUAUAGAUAGAGUUUUAGCAAGAGGGCGUUCUGAAAUAUGUGGACUUGAUUUUGAAAUUCAUAUUAAAGAAGGUGCCAUAGUAAUGCUCACUACAAAUAUCAAUAUACAAGAUCGACUUAUCAAUGGACAAAUGGGGACUGUAGUUAAAAUUCAGGUAAACGGAAGUAAUAUACCAAUUAUCCUAUAUAUAAAAUUUGAUGAUGAAAAUGCUGGGAAAACAAUGAUUAACACUAGUGCCAACUCUUUUGCCAGAGAAAAUCAUCUUGUACUUAUUGAGCCUGUUUUAGCAAAAUUCAAAGUUAGACCAGGUAAACCUUCUUCACCUGAAAUUCAGAGAAUACAGUUUCCUGUUGCACUUUCAUGGGCAUGUACUGUUCAUAAAGUUCAGGGUCUUACUCUUGAAAAUGUUGUUGUUAGCUUAGAGUUGAAUAAACAAAGAUCUUUCAAUUAUGGCCAGAUCUAUGUAGCCUUAAGUCGUGCUACGUCUUUACAAGGUUUACACAUACUUGGAGAAAUACAAAGUAAACACAUAAAGGCAAAUCCAAAAGUUCAUAAAGAAUAUGAGAGACUUCGAAAUUCCUGCUUAAGAACUUUUACUAAACACAAAUCCUCCAACAGCUCGUUUGUAACCAUAUCACUGUUGAAUAUGAGAUCUCUAAGAAAGCAUAGUAAUGAUAUCAAGUUACAUUUGCAGUUGUUUCAUUCUGAUGUCCUUGCAUUUACUGAAACACAGCUUCUGGCUAAUGACUCAGACGCUGAAAUUGCAGCGAAUUUAAAACCUUUUAAAAUUUAUCGUCAAGAUCAUGAUUCAGACAAGUACUCCAGCAUGGCCAUCGAGGCUAUUAAGUUUGUUCUUGUUGACACUAAACUACAAGAAUCCCGGUCCUUCCUUUUACUGUAUAGAAAGAACAACUCUAGCGUAUCACAAUAUAUAGAAGCAUUGCGAUAUCUCCUUAAUAUCUACAGAAUUGACAUGGCACUUGGUGACUUCAAUAUGAAUUAUUUUAAUGCCACUGAUUCUCAACCACUAAUAUCGUUAAUGGAAUCUCUAAACUAUACAAAAAUUGUUACUGAGCCCACAUUUGUUUCUGCUGGUAGUUUAUUGGACCAUGUUUAUGUUAAGCCAACUUCCAUACAAAUAAUCAACAGUUCCGUAUUGAGUGUAUAUUAUUCUGAUCAUGAUGCUGUUGUCACCUCGCUACAGUUUUCAAAUGACAUUUAG
This is a messenger RNA of Paramuricea clavata, 1704 nucleotides long. Lineage: Eukaryota; Metazoa; Cnidaria; Anthozoa; Malacalcyonacea; Plexauridae. The record is from the annotation of a GenBank genome assembly.